Messenger RNA from Gymnodraco acuticeps, 981 nucleotides. RefSeq names its product C-reactive protein-like. The transcript has 5 exons. NCBI's taxonomy places the organism in Eukaryota, Metazoa, Chordata, Actinopteri, Perciformes, Bathydraconidae. The record is from RefSeq and is a predicted model, not a curated record. Bases 88 to 759 code for a protein of 223 amino acids.
CACAGAGACAGAAAUGGGGAAGCACGGAGUGCACAAAACUCAGAAUCGUAUUCAAGCUGAACACAACAUCAAGACACAGAUUUAAAGAUGGUGUGUUUGCUGGUGUUGCUGAUGUUAGCAUCAUGUGCUGCGAGUCCUCAAGAUCUUUCAGGUAAAAUGUUUACCUUCCCACAACAAACCAACAUGGCUCGUGUGACGCUGACAACAUCAACUGUGAGCUUUAACGCUGCAACCGUCUGUCACAGGUCCUUCACAGACCUCAAAAGAGACCACAUCCUUUUCUCUAUGGCAACACAGACUAAUUCCAAUGCCUUCCUGGUUUUCUGGGAUUCUACAAACAAGGAGAUGGAGCCUCAUAUCAAGGAUGCAAAGAAAGAAUAUGGAGGGUGUGAUUACAAGCCAGGCAUGUGGCACUCUAUUUGUUCCACAUGGGACUCUGUGACUGGACUAGUGCAGGUAUGGUGUGAUGGACGACCUUCCAGUAGGAUGUUUGUCACCAGUGGACCAAUCAGUGGACGCACAAUAACUAUUUUAGGACAGGAGCAGGAUUCCCAUGGUGGGGGGUUUGACGCAAAGCAGUCUUUUGUUGGCAUGAUGUCUGAUGUCCACAUGUGGGACUACACCCUCUCCGCCUGUGAGAUCCAGAAGUACGUGGAUGAACUAAACUUCACUCCGGGGAAUGUGCUCAACUGGAGCGCGCUGGAUUUCCAGAUCACAGGAAGAGUGCUGACAGAAGACAAACAAAUGACCUGUCACUAAACUUGUAAAGUUUGAAAAAGUGAAUGCUUUAAUUUCUGAUUAAAACUAAUGAAGUCAGCAUGUUAAAGAGUUUUUGAUGGUUCAGAUCAAUUUUUUCCUGCCUGUGCUAGACUGAGCAAAACAUUACUCCAAGGUUCAGCUCCACAAGGUCUGUGUAGUCUAGAGUUACCCAAACCAUGUUUCUUUUGACACCAUAUUUUUCAAUAAAUGUGUUCUACAAAA